Molecule: messenger RNA, 5455 nt
Organism: Ailuropoda melanoleuca (giant panda)
Lineage: Eukaryota; Metazoa; Chordata; Mammalia; Carnivora; Ursidae
Gene: ITK
Product: IL2 inducible T cell kinase
Exons: 17
Coding region: 1-1863 (620 amino acids)
Biological process (GO): protein phosphorylation; intracellular signal transduction
Molecular function (GO): ATP binding; non-membrane spanning protein tyrosine kinase activity; protein binding
Source: RefSeq, a predicted model, not a curated record
AUGAACAACUUUAUCCUCCUGGAAGAACAGCUCAUCAAGAAAUCACAACAGAAGAGAAGAACUUCUCCCUCAAACUUCAAAGUCCGCUUCUUUGUUUUAACCAAAACCAGCCUGGCGUACUUUGAGAACCGUCAUGGGAAAAAGCGCACAUUGAAGGGCUCCAUUGAACUCUCCCGAAUCAAAUGUGUCGAGAUUGUGAAAAGUGACAUUUGCAUCCCAUGCCACUAUAAAUACCCAUUUCAGGUUGUGCAUGACAACUACCUCCUGUAUGUGUUUGCUCCAGACCGCGAGAGCCGGCAGCGUUGGGUUCUGGCCCUUAAAGAAGAAACAAGGAAUAAUAACAGUUUGGUACCCAUGUAUCAUCCUAACUUCUGGAUGGACGGAAGGUGGAGAUGCUGUGCUCAGCUAGAGAAGCUCGCAGUGGGCUGUGCCCAGUAUGAUCCAACCAAAAAUGCUUCAAAGAAGCCUCUUCCUCCUACUCCUGAAGACAACAGGCGAUCACUUCGGGAACCUGAAGAAACCAUUGUCAUUGCCUUGUAUGACUACCAAACAAAUGAUCCACAGGAACUCAUGAUACAACGCAAUGAGGAGUACUACCUGCUGGACAGUUCUGAGAUUCACUGGUGGAGAGUGCAGGACAAGAAUGGGCAUGAAGGAUACGUACCCAGCAGUUAUCUGGUGGAAAAAUCUCCAAAUAGCCUGGAAACCUAUGAGUGGUACAAUAAAAGUAUCAGCCGAGACAAAGCUGAAAAACUUCUUUUGGACACAGGCAAAGAAGGAGCCUUCAUGGUACGAGAUUCCAGGACUCCAGGAACAUACACGGUGUCUGUUUUCACCAAAGCCAUUGUAAGUGAGAACAACCCCUGUAUAAAGCACUAUCACAUCAAAGAAACAAAUGAGAACCCCAAGCGAUAUUAUGUGGCUGAGAAGUAUGUGUUUGACUCCAUCCCUCUCCUCAUCAAUUAUCACCAACAUAAUGGAGGAGGUCUGGUCACUAGACUCCGGUAUCCAGUUUGUUCCUGGAGUCAGAAAGCCCCGGUCACAGCAGGACUGAGAUACGGGAAAUGGGUGAUUGAUCCCACAGAGCUCACUUUUGUGCAGGAGAUUGGCAGUGGGCAGUUUGGCUUGGUACAUCUUGGCUACUGGCUCAACAAGGACAAAGUGGCCAUCAAAACCAUUCAAGAAGGGGCUAUGUCAGAAGAGGACUUCAUAGAGGAGGCUGAAGUCAUGAUGAAACUCUCUCACCCCAAACUGGUCCAGCUGUACGGGGUGUGCCUAGAGCAGGCCCCCAUCUGCCUGGUGUUUGAGUUCAUGGAGCACGGCUGCCUGUCAGAUUACCUGCGCAGCCAGCGGGGGCUCUUUGCCUCAGAAACCCUGCUGGGCAUGUGCCUGGAUGUGUGUGAGGGCAUGGCGUACCUGGAAGAGGCAUGUGUCAUCCACAGAGACCUGGCUGCCAGAAAUUGUUUAGUGGGAGAAAACCAAGUCAUCAAGGUGUCCGACUUUGGGAUGACAAGGUUCGUCCUUGAUGAUCAGUACACCAGUUCCACAGGCACCAAGUUCCCGGUGAAGUGGGCAUCCCCGGAAGUCUUCUCCUUCAGUCGCUAUAGCAGCAAGUCAGACGUGUGGUCAUUCGGUGUGCUGAUGUGGGAAGUCUUCAGUGAAGGCAAAAUCCCAUAUGAAAACCGAAGCAACUCAGAAGUGGUAGAAGACAUCAGUACCGGAUUUCGCUUAUACAAGCCCCGGCUGGCCUCUGCGAAUAUCUACCAGAUCAUGAGUCAUUGCUGGAAAGAGAAACCAGAAGACCGGCCACCUUUCUGCAGACUCUUGAGUCAACUGGCUGAAAUUGCAGAAUCGGGACUUUAGCAGGACUCAGCCCCAGGCCCCGGGCUGCACAUCCUGAAAGGGGGAAGCAAAUUCUCUCUUUGUAGAGCAUUAAAAGCGCCACCAGCCCAGAAUUCCCCAGAGGCAGCUGGUCUGUGGCACCAGUUCCCGAGUCACCACAGAGGCAGCAGCGCCCUGACAGAGGCAGGAGGCUGGGCCGCUGAACUGGGAGUGACAGCCAUGUCUCUCUCCUCCUUCCAGCCUCUUACCUUGUGCAGUAUGCAGACCUCAACCUGCUGGCUUCCAGGCAACAUUUCUUGCACUUCUUAGAGAAAAGGAGAGACACGGUAGGGCUGUGGAUUAUGGUUUUUAUUAUUAUUUCCAACAUGGAUCUAAAGUGUAUGAUCGAGGGAUUUUUACUUGACCAGACAACACAGAAUCCCAGGAUGUGGGGCAAGAGAAAUGAGGAGUGUGACUCUUUUUCAAGGAGGACUGGUGAGUUAAUUAAGGUCAGAAAGAGGGAGCUCAGCGGCUGUGAUGCUGUCAGCCGCAGCUUCCUGCCAACGAGGAUGAUGGAACAGCUGCUCACCUCUGAGGCCAGAUAUGCUGAGAAGCAGCUUUAGGAGGUUUUAUUCAUUGAGCACACGGCCUCCUCCCUCCUUGAAGGGGCAUGAUGUACUGGGUGAACAGUUCUGAUCCCACGGUUGGAGAUGGCAUCUGUAUAGAAAGAGGGCAUCAGAUGGUGGGGAACCAACUGGCGCAGAGAAAGGCCUUAGGUUGUUACCACUCCAAUGCCCACCUUUAGUACCAAGUGCCUCCCCUUCUGCAUGGAAUGCUUCCACAGGCAUCCUGGGAGAUGACUGCUUUGGAACACUGGCUCCCACUGAGGACUCCGCCCUCAGUUUUUCUGACCUCCGGAGUUAGUCCCUUCUCUGCACGCUCCCACCCUCAUCAGCAGAGGGCAGCAUUGUGUCGGGCAGUGUGGCCUUGCAGACAUCUGGAAGCUUGUUUAGGCCCUAGAGAUUUGCAACUGGAAGGUUGAGGCUUCAAGUCUCCUGGAAGUUAGGAGAGUUCAGUUCUCAUUCAAACCAUCUGGAUGGAAAGUGAGUCAAGCACUGAGUGGGGUGCUUCCAAGAUGCACAAGGCAGCCUACUGUUGAUGGAACACUGAAGUAUGCACAGUGAAUAUGUACUGAGCUGCAGGCCUUAUCCACAGAAUUUCAUUUCUUCUUGAGUUCACACCAACCCCAUGAGAAUGUGUUCUUGUUUCCAUUUUACAGACGAUGGAACUGAAGCUUUAAAAAGCCAAGACAGCUCGCCAAAAUGACAGAGCUAGGAAAUGGAGAGCCCACAUCUGUGGGCUGCCAAUGACGUUUCUUUAUUCCUGUUCAACACUGCCUUCUACUGAGGAUGAAAGGGAUUGCAGAGGAAAUAAACACAGCUGGGGAAAGACACAGAAAGGCAAUAAAGAAGUCCACCAUCAAGUGAUGUUUCUCCCACAUAGACCACUGUGGUUGGCCGUGUAGCUCUCCAACUUGGAAUAGGAUCUUCUUUCUCUCAUCUGUCUUCUCACCUUUGUUAGAGUUAAUGACUUUGGAGUUACCCAGUUAAUUAACCCUUUGAUUCACGCACCCCUCCAGAGUCCUGUUGCAUGAAGCCAUUUAUAGGUGAGCUUCAAAGCAGUUUUGAAAGAUCCUCCUGCAGGUGUAUAAAUGCUUCCUUUAAUUAUCAUUUCGACUUGGAGCCAGCUGCAGCAUUCUUGGCCACUUUGUGGGGAAGGGUAUUCCCUGAUGUAAGAGAGAUUUCAUAUUCCUACAGUGUUCAGAUAAAACUUUUAGAGAGAUUAUUAGAUGGUGUUGCAGUGAGCUCUUUCUAAAUCGUGUGAUAUUUUGACCAGCUGGAGAUUCAGAUGCAUAACUUGUAACUAUAAUUAUUGUGAAACUGGUUGCCUCAAGAUAAAACUCUGUCAUUCAGAACAUGAUCUUACUCAACAUAUCCCAAAUCAUCCCUGUUUACUUUCUGGCAUUUUGUGCAUUCUCUUGUGGAACCCUUAAUUAGAGACAGUUUCUAGAACAUCCAGCCCAAAGGAAAACAUCAAAAUUGACUUAUUUCUGUGGUCUGGUUUCAAAAAUUGCCCCUUGCAUGGUAUUACGGUGUUCAAGCUCAGAUUCACUGGGGCCUUAACUGAACAUGUUAACUCCCCAGUGUCCUAUCCUGAAAAAUGGGCUUCCUGCCUGUUUUUUUCUACCCCUCUCAUGCUUUGGAAAUGGUACCAUGUGUUCACAGGGAAUUUCCUUAUCCAAGGUUUUGGUUCUAGAUGCAUUUUAUAGAUUUUGCAUUUUGUACCUUUUGAGACUAUUUAUAUUUGGAUGUAUUGAAUAUUUAUUAGUGUACAGUGAUUGCUAGCAUGCACAAUAAAAAUGUUACAAAUAUCUCUAACCAUUUAUAAGACACACAUAGUUAAAGAUUGGGUCUAGCUGUAUGUUUUAAUAAAUACAGUAUAUAUGGCCCGGGUUCCACAUUUGCCCAAAUGUCAAACAACCUAAAAUUUCCCUUAAAUAAAAAUGAUUACAUGGCUUCAUGUUCCACAAACGAGUAAGGACUAUAUAUAGUCAACAUUUGUUCAACAAGUAAAUAUCAAAUGCUUCCUGUGUUCCUAUGAUACACUCUGCAGAGAGCUAUGGAAACAAAGAUGAAAAACAGCACAGUCUUUACAUUUAGAAACUCCAGGUAAGUCAUAAAAAAAAGCAGACAUAUAAACAAGUAAAAUUAUAAUCCAGCAACUAGAGCAAGAACAGAAAUAUAGUCAAAGAGGAGAAGAGCCCAGAAAAAGUGAUGGAAUCUCUCAGGGGAAAGGGGACAUCAAGAAAAACUUCCCAGAACCUUGCUACUCAAAGUGUGGUCCCCGGACCAUCAACAGCAAUAGGACCGGCUUAUGAGAAAUGUGAAUUCUCUGGCUUCACCCUGAGACUCACUGAAUGAGAAUCUGCAUUUUCACAAGAUCCACAGGUGAGCAUAAGCACAUUAAAGUUUGAGAAGUACCAUCAUAGAAGAUAUAAUGUCUGGCCCAGCUUAGAAGAUGGAUUAUGGGGUUUUUUUAGGAAGUAAAUGGAGAGAAAUAAGAGAAAUACUUUCCAGGUAGAAGGAUAGAGGAAGCAGAAUGUAUGGAUGGGGAAGCUAUUAUCAGUUUAUCCUCGCCGGCGCCUAAGUUGUGGGGUGGGUGUGAGGUGUUGGCAAGGGUAAGGAUGAUAGAAGGGGUUAGGUGCAUCGAAAAGGAAGCUGAAAAUCUAGAUAAGGACCAUAUUUUAAGAGACAAAAAAUUUGGGAGCUCUACCUAUAGAUAGAAAAGAUGUCAUUGAGCAAGGAGAGAAAGUCAAAUCUGUGUUUAAAAAUACAUUCUGACAGCAGCAUGGUGAGUGGAUUUGAGAGAGGAACGCUGAUGGAAAAGAAGCCAAUGUGAAGAUGAUUUUUUGCCUUGUUCCGAGUACCAGAUUAUUGUCCAUACUCAUUUACUGUCAUCUGCUGUGUGGGUGACAUGCAGAAAUUGUAAUUCGGAGUUCUUCAGUCACAGUUGGACAGCGAUGAAUAGCUGUUCCCCUGCCUCUUAAAAUCCCAGUGAAAUAAAGGCUCGCUUG